Galleria mellonella (greater wax moth) is the source of this 6528-nucleotide messenger RNA. RefSeq names its product sodium/potassium/calcium exchanger Nckx30C. Gene Ontology annotation, biological process: intracellular calcium ion homeostasis; calcium ion transmembrane transport. Lineage: Eukaryota; Metazoa; Arthropoda; Insecta; Lepidoptera; Pyralidae. Bases 50 to 1774 code for a protein of 574 amino acids. The transcript has 7 exons. Gene Ontology annotation, cellular component: membrane. Gene Ontology annotation, molecular function: calcium channel activity; calcium, potassium:sodium antiporter activity. The record is from RefSeq and is a predicted model, not a curated record.
GCGCGGGGGAGGCACGCGGCAGUGUGCUCGGAGCCCCCGGGAGCGCGGCAUGGGUGGCGCGCUGCUGCUGGCGCUGCUGGCGGCGGCGCGGGCCGGCGAGCCCAACGCGACCGACGCGCUCAGCCCCUCGCCCUCCGGCGCCGAGCCCGAGGAGAAGCCCGCGCCGCUCUUCCCCACCGACCUGUUCACGGAGGAGCAGCGGCGGUCGGGCGCGGUGCUGCUUCACGUGCUCGGCAUGGGCUACAUGUUCGUCGCACUCGCGAUCGUCUGCGACGAGUUCUUCGUGCCGUCGCUGGACGUGAUCAUCGAGCGGCUGGCGAUCCGCGACGACGUGGCCGGCGCUACCUUCAUGGCGGCGGGGGGCUCCGCGCCCGAGCUCUUCACCUCGGUCAUCGGGGUGUUCGUGUCGUUCGACGACGUGGGCAUAGGGACGAUCGUGGGUUCCGCCGUGUUCAACAUAUUGUUCGUGAUCGGUGCGUGCGCGCUGUUCUCCCGUACCACUCUGUCGCUGACGUGGUGGCCGCUGUUCCGUGACUGUACCUUUUACUCCAUCAGCCUCCUAGUGCUGAUAUACUGUUUCCGCGACAGCGAGAUCUACUGGCAGGAGGCGCUGGUGCUGUUCUCGCUGUACGGCGCGUACGUGAUGUUCAUGAGGUGGAACCAGCCAGUGGAGCGGGCGCUCAAGAAGCUCAUCUACAAGAAUAAGGUGACGCGCGUCCGAAGUACAGAUCAGCUGAUGCCGACGCACCAGACGGCAGCACAGAGUUUGCACGGCAACGCGACGACAUCGAGUGAGACCUCAGUGGGCACGAAUACGGCAACGGCCACCGCCGCGCCCACAGCCGGCCCCAGCAAGGCUCCACCGCCAGCUGCCAAGUUCCGCCACGGUCUGCUGCAGCUCAUGAUACAUACCAUCGAUCCGAUGCACGACGGUGAGUUAGGCAAAGUGGAUGAGAAGGCAACGCAGCUACACGCGAUAGCCUCCCUCAAAGUGCUGCUCGAGGCUACGCGGCCGACGGCGGGCGGCGCGGGCGCCACCGCCGCGAGGCAUUCGGCGGUCGCUGCGCAGGCGAAAGAGACACCGCUCGAUCUCCCCAAUGGGGGGCUCGCGGACGUUCAAUUAGAUGCUAUAGAAGAGAUAGGGGACUUGGAGGAGGACACGACCCCGCUGGACAUGUCGUGGCCUACCGGGUUCCGUAAGCGACUGACGUACUUGUUAGUUGCACCCAUUGUCUUCCCUCUAUGGAUCACCCUCCCGGACACGCGGACUCCGAGAGGGAAAAACCUAUUCCCUAUAACAUUUAUAGGGUCAAUAGUUUGGAUAGCGUUUUUCUCGUACCUAAUGGUAUGGUGGGCGAACGUUGCCGGCGCGACCGCGAAAAUACCCCCCGAGGUGAUGGGGCUGACGCUGCUCGCGGCAGGCACCUCGGUUCCGGACCUUAUCACGUCCGUCAUCGUGGCCAGGAAGGGCUUUGGGGACAUGGCCGUCUCCAGCUCGGUGGGCAGCAAUAUUUUCGAUGUCACUGUUGGGUUACCUCUGCCCUGGCUGUUAUAUGGGUUAAUCAACGGAGAACCAGUCCAAGUCAACUCAAAAGGAAUGGUCUGCAGCAUUGUCCUACUCUUUGCUAUGCUGCUCUUCGUCAUCCUCAGCAUUGCCUGCUUCAGGUGGAAAAUGAACAGAGGAUUGGGCUUCACCAUGUUCCUUCUUUAUUUCGUCUUCGUUGCAGUUAGUUUAGGUCUUGAAUAUGGAUACUUACAUUGUCCCACCGAGUAAACUAGCAAAUUCACAAUUACAUGGAAUUGAAGGCAAUAUAACUUUAUGGUUUUAGGUUUCUGCCUUUACAACAUUACUGGGAACAAAACGAUUAACGUAAUUGGGAAAGAUCUUUGCUACAAUCCAGUUUCUAAUGUAGACAAUAGGUACGUUAACAAUUGUAGUGUCAUUAAAAACGACAUAGCAUAGAAAGCAAAUUUUGUACAAGUAGCAAAAGUGCUAUAUAAUGUAAGAGCCGAUUUAAAUGCUAGACUAAACAUCUAACAAUUUCCAUAUAGUGGAAAUACUACAUUUAAUAAAUAAUAAAGGAAAAUGGAAAGAUUCUUAUCAACUGGAAUUGGAUUGAAAUUUUGAAGAAAUCAAAUAGGAUUUAUCUAUUGAAGAUCUAAAAAAUCUGGAUUUAACUAUAUAAGACCUGAAUGAUGAUGUACUUAGUACCGUAAAUAAAGAUAACAGCGCUAGCGUUAUCUUGGAAAUUUUCUUUGUUCUUUUCAUUAGAGGUCGUUAUAGCACAAAUUGUAAAAAAAAUUGCUCAAAUAACUUUCUUACGUUGUGUUGUGAUUGCUUUGCUAAAUAGAUUUAUUUUAGAAUUUUCUAAUAAUUGUACUGCUUGUGAUAAAGUUCAAGAGAGAAAUGAGCACCAAAGAUAAUUUUUAAGAAGUUGCAAUUUGAAGAUAUUUCCUAAAUAUGGAAAUUAAAAAGUUAAUACUCUGAAUAUUCCUAAAUGCAAUAAAUUAUAAAUGAAGAUUCAAUGAAUAUGAAGGUGUAGGUCUAUACAAAACAUUGAAGGAUAUGAAAAAUGUGUUAAAGUAUUUCAUUUUUUAUAUGAAAGGAACUAAAGUAAUUACAAAUAUAUAGCCAUCAAUAGAGACUGUAGUUUAUUAUAUAAAUGUUAGUUGUUCGUUAAAUGGCGCUUAAAGCAACGUUUCAACGUUGGUGGUAUAAAGAUAAUUUUUCUAAUUGUUAUUAAGGACUAAUUUGAAAAUACAUUCGUUAUUAGAUAAAAAAAAAAAACAUGUACAACACAACUAUUGCAAUAUAUGUGAUAUGGUAACAAACUUGAAAUAGCUAAAGUCGAUUAUGUUUUAGAGUAUGUACGGAAAAAUUAGGCUGUUCGUGUACAUGUCAGUUGAGUUAUUUUUGUAAAUAAGUAUUUUGUUUUGUAUACAAAUGAUAAUAGAUUAUGGAUAGCAAAAGGUCGGUGUGACCUAACAGUUCAGUCCACGAUUCGAUAAUUGAAAUUUUAUCGUGAUGUGAAAUAAAUUCUCGCGGAUAGAUGUCGGUAAUGUUGUCUUAGCACAAAUUGCUAGAAAUGAAAGUGUUGUAAAUACACAAGUAGAUGAAGAUAAGGUGGUGAUGGAGCGGGGCAAAUGUGACAGAAUUUUUAAUAAAGUUCUCAUUCCAUAAAAUGUGCCUAAGAGUUCCUACGAGCUCAGUAACAUUGUUAGCUUCGAUUUAAAUAUUGUAAUGAGCCGAUACGAAAUGUACUUACUCACUUUCAUAUAGGUACUAUCAAUAUGGCUGUCAUUAUAAUAAUGAACCUAAAGUUUUCAGGACGCAUGUGUCCCGCUCUCAAAUAUUAUACGGUAGUUAUAUUUUACCCUAUUUACUAUAACUCGUCUAUACUUUAAUUUCUUGUAUUUCUCGAACGUUUAAUCUUUAACUUCAAUGAAAAUAUAUUCUAUUAUAAAAAUAUUAACAUCAGACAAGAUAGUCAAUUCUUAAAAAUACGUCUUAGCUAUAAGAAAAAUAUUUUUCUUCGUGCGUUCAACAAGACAUGGUUUGAAAAGUUAAAUGUUAUGACUAAAUGUUUCAUUAAAAUUGGUUCAUCAAUAAAACCGUCCAUAUUUUUUCUUUCCGAUCUUUCUGUUGUCUGUGCUUUCGCUUUCUCAAAUUAUUUUCUUAUUUCAUUAUAACUAGCUGAUCAGUGAGUGAAUAAUAGAGAUUUUUUAAUCAAACAUUUUUGUAUGUUCAAUUGUUAACAUCCCACAAAGUUUUAUAUUGAUAACCCGCCUAUUUGACAUAGCAAUAAAUAGACUAGAAUAGAUAGUUAAAUAUUUGUAUUUUAAGCUUUAACAAUCAGACCAUUGUGUAACGCUCAAAUGGUUAAAAUUCAUUAUGAAAUUUCUUUAAUUCAUACAAUUUCCUUUGAUAUGUAUGUGAAUGCGCACAAGUGUACCAGGAAAUACUUAUAAACGCUUCUAGACGAAACAUUUUAUUUCAUUUUAGUUAAACUUGUAUUAGAAGUUAUUAAAACAAAUAGAGGGGCAUUUGAAUUCGAAUAGAACGAACACAAUUGCACUUAAUACAUAAAUAUAUAAACAAAUUAGCAACGGUUUUGAAAUUUUUAAUAAUGACAUAUCGAUAGGUACCGGACAAUCGAGUAGGUCAUAAUCUGUGAUAAGGGCAUGCUUAUGACGUAUUUAUAAAGUGUUUAUAGAAAUUCAUCUCUUUGCAGUCACAUAUUCUCUGUAUAUAACGUUAGGCUUGGAUUUGAUAGACUUCUGUAGUUCGCUUAGCGGCCACUGUCGGUCGAACGGUUUCAAUUUCUAAUACGAAUCCUUAUUCAACAUCUAUAAUUGCAAAUUAUUCUCUGAUUGCGAUAUUUAUAUCUAAAUCUUCCAAUGGAACUGUGAGACCGUUGAGUGGCCGGUCUAUACAGAUAUUAAGGAACGAAUCAUCUUUGCUCUGACGCAAAUAUUUAUUUAAGGUUUGGUGAUAUAUUACUCAUUAAACUUAAUAAUUCAAUUUAGUACGAUGUAGAUGCUGUAAAUCGUAAUAUAUCCUUUUACAUACUUGUAACUGUAAUACUGUGGGAAGCACCAAGUACCAAGCGCGUACGAUUUGUAUGUAUCGCCUAUUAAGCUAUGCUAAUUAUAAUUAUUACUAUUACACUAGCGAUUUCUAUCUAUCUCUUGUAUAAUGUAAGUAGUCUUUGUAAAUUUACCAUCCUUCCAUUGUUUAAUGUGGUGCGAUGCCAUUAGGUCUCUCGGACUGAGUCUCGAUUCAUGGAUUACAUCACAUGGGCGUUGUUCCCUCGUAUUGCAUGUCACACGUAGUUACAUUAACUUGCAUUUGUUCAAUACCAAAUAGCACACCGAGCUAGAUACCAUUACUCAGCAUUUGUUAUACCUAGUUACUAUAAGGGUUGACUCUAUUAACUAUUCGUACGGUACCCUCUCACUCAUUGGUACCGAUUAACUCGUAAACUUUAUAACUUCUUUCGUAGACUAAGAUAUCUAUAGACUAAAUGCUAUCAUUAAAAUUAAUAAAAUGUUUAUUAACAAAAAAUUAAAAUAUAAUAAUAUCCAGGUAGAAAUUGUUACUAGAGUGAUGGUUUUUAUAUAAAAUUAUAAAGUAAAAAUUAUUGCAGAUUAUAAAUAAUAUUAGCAUUACACUUUUUUUGACGCAGACGCGUGAAUACGAACACCAUAAAUGUAAUUUCGUAUAUUUAGUGGAAUAUGCUAUUAUCUCUUUAAAUUCAGCUUUAAAUUUAGUAUGGGUCAAGAAAAGUGGAGUGGACUUACAUAGUCAUCGAUUUCGUUCGUAGCUGAUUCAUCUCGAUUUCGGGAUAUUAUUGAAAGAGUAACUUUAAAAUAAACAGAACCGAAAAUGACAGUGUUAUAGCAAAAUAUUUAAAUUAUUCUACUGUAUCUUUAACAAACUCUGUAAAUUAUGGAAAACAUGCUGAUAAAUGAGAAAUAAUUGAAAUUCUAAAAGAAGCAACGUACAGAAAACUAUUUAAAAUUAAAAAGGAAACAUCUUUAUGACUGAAUCUAAUCCAUUCACAUGAACGAAAAUGUAAUAUUUUGAAAAAUAGACAAAUAUGUCGAAUGGAAUUAAAUAAUCAAAUACAAAUAUAGAUACUGAAUUAAACUGACACAAACCGACAAUAAAUUGCCACAUAAACAUAAAAUUUAAAAAUUUGACACAAACAUUGACAAUGACGAAAAUAACUUAACUCGAAGUCGAGAUGUCAGCGUAGAUUGUUAAUAGUGAUACUACAAAUUAAGUAAAAGUAAAAAAAAAUGUUAUUAAUUUUAAACAAAGUAGAUAAGUUUUAGGAAUUUUCAUCAUGUUGUAAUGAUAAAAAAAAAAUGGGAGGUAAAGCUCUUGCUGGCAUUAAUUUUGUAUCGGGUUAUUGUGAUUUUGGUGGUGUAUUAACAGUAUUAUAUGGAUUUUUAAUGGUUUCAGUGAGCUAGUUGAGUUUUUAGAAAUUGUAUGUGUAUAUAUAUAUAUAUAUAUAUAUAUAUAUAUAUAUAUAUAUAUACAUAUAUAUAUUAAAUUUUGCUGUAUAUUAUGUAAUAUUGUUGCUAUUGUCAAAGCUUUUAAUAUUGUUGAUGCAAAAAUAAAUCUUGGUAGGAUUGUGAUGCGGACAUGCGAAAUUAAUUUGAUUAUUGACAGAAACUAAAGAAUACGAAAGAUACUAUAUCUGAAUAUUAAUAUACAGUUAAAUAUAUAUGAUAUAUCUUACAUCAAUGUCGAUGAACAUUGAGUACUUUAUUUAAGAUCAUGAGUAUGCGACAUAUCUAAGCGUGAAUAGCUUAGCAAGAUUUAUUUUUGUAAUUGUUAAUAAUUAAACAUUGUGAUAGUUUCUGCAAUUGUUUAAUACAUUCAAAUGUUUAUAGAUGAUACAUUGGUUUAUAAUUAAAGUUUUAAAAUUUUUAAUUUUACGUAUCAGAGGAGCAUCGGCGUACCCGCACGCAGUCAGACGGCGGUAUUAUGAAAAAUUACAAUAAAAAUAAUAAAAUAGU